CCCGGUCACUAUGAACAAUGGCCCAGCUAUACUACAAAAAGGUGAACUACUCGCCGUACCGAGACCGGAUCCCGCUGCAGAUUGUGCGAGCGGAGGCAGAGCUCUCGGUGGAGGAGAAGGCCUACCUCAGCGCUGUGGAGAAGGGGGACUAUGCCAGCGUGAAGCAUGCCUUGCAAGAGGCCGAGAUCUACUACAACAUCAACAUUAACUGCAUGGAUCCUCUUGGUCGCAGCGCCCUUUUAAUAGCCAUAGAGAACGAGAACCUGGAGAUCAUGGAGUUACUCUUGAACCACAGCGUGUACGUGGGAGAUGCUCUGCUAUAUGCAAUACGGAAAGAGGUGGUGGGGGCUGUGGAGCUGCUGCUGAAUUACAGGAAGCCAAGCGGUGAAAAACAGGUUCCAACCCUGAUGAUGGACACCCAGUUUUCAGAAUUCACUCCAGAUAUCACCCCAAUAAUGCUGGCGGCUCACACCAACAACUAUGAAAUCAUCAAACUGCUUGUCCAAAGACGGGUCACAAUUCCACGGCCACACCAGAUCCGAUGCAACUGUGUGGAAUGUGUCUCCAGUUCGGAGGUGGACAGCCUGAGGCAUUCCCGGUCGAGGCUGAACAUCUACAAAGCCUUAGCCAGCCCUUCUUUGAUUGCCUUAUCGAGCGAGGAUCCCAUCUUGACGGCUUUCCGACUGGGCUGGGAGCUGAAGGAGCUCAGCAAGGUGGAAAAUGAGUUCAAGGCUGAAUAUGAAGAGCUUUCCCAGCAGUGCAAGCGUUUUGCUAAGGACCUUUUGGAUCAGGCACGGAGUUCCCGAGAAUUGGAGAUCAUUCUUAAUCACAGAGAUGAUCAAAGCGAAGAGCUGGAUCCCCAAAAAUGUCAUGAUUUGGCAAAGCUAAAGGUAGCAAUAAAGUAUCACCAGAAAGAGUUUGUCGCUCAGCCAAACUGCCAGCAGCUGCUCGCGACUCUCUGGUACGAUGGCUUUCCAGGAUGGAGGCGGAAACACUGGGUGGUGAAACUGUUGACCUGUGUCACCAUCGGACUGCUGUUCCCCAUGCUAUCCGUGGCGUACCUGAUUGCACCGAAGAGCAGGCUGGGACUGUUCAUUAAAAAGCCAUUUAUAAAGUUUAUCUGCCACACCGGCUCUUACCUAACGUUCCUCUUCAUGCUGCUGCUGGCAUCGCAGCACAUCGUCAGGUCCGACCUCCACAUGCAGGGACCGCCACCCACCAUCGUGGAGUGGAUGAUCCUGCCCUGGGUUCUAGGUUUUAUCUGGGGAGAGAUCAAGGAAAUGUGGGAUGGAGGAUUCAAUGAGUAUGUACAUGACUGGUGGAAUCUGAUGGAUUUUGCAAUGAACUCCCUCUAUCUUGCAACAAUCUCCCUUAAAAUUGUUGCCUAUGUCAAGUAUAACGGUUCUCGUCCAAGGGAGGAAUGGGAAAUGUGGCACCCGACGCUCAUCGCAGAAGCCCUCUUUGCAAUAUCCAACAUUUUAAGUUCCCUGCGCCUCAUAUCCCUGUUUACAGCAAAUUCACACCUGGGACCCUUGCAGAUUUCUCUGGGACGCAUGCUGCUAGACAUCCUCAAAUUCCUUUUUAUCUACUGUCUGGUGCUUCUGGCUUUCGCCAACGGACUGAACCAGCUUUAUUUUUAUUACGAGACCAGUGCCUCGGAGGAGCCCAACAACUGCAAGGGGAUUCGAUGUGAGAAACAGAAUAAUGCCUUCUCCACACUUUUUGAGACCCUCCAGUCACUCUUCUGGUCUGUGUUUGGCCUGCUGAAUCUCUACGUCACCAAUGUGAAAGCCAGACAUGAGUUCACGGAAUUUGUCGGGGCCACGAUGUUUGGCACCUACAACGUCAUCUCCCUGGUCGUGCUGCUGAACAUGCUCAUAGCCAUGAUGAACAACUCCUACCAGCUCAUUGCCGACCACGCAGACAUUGAGUGGAAGUUUGCCCGGACGAAGCUCUGGAUGAGUUAUUUUGACGAAGGUGCCACUUUGCCCCCUCCUUUCAACAUCGUCCCGAGUCCCAAGUCGGUCUGGUACCUCUGCAAGUGGAUUCACACCCAGCUGUGCCCGGGCAGCACCUCCACGAGCGAACAGAAGAGGCACGAGAACCUCAAAACGUUCACAGAACGGCACGCGGACAACCUGAUUCAGAAUCAACAUUACCAGGAAGUGAUCCGAAAUCUUGUGAAAAGAUACGUUGCAGCUAUGAUAAGAACUUCCAAAACCAAUGAAGGUUUAACUGAAGAAAAUUUCAAGGAAUUAAAACAGGACAUCUCGAGCUUUCGCUAUGAAGUUCUUGACCUCUUGGGAAACAGGAAGCCCCAGAGGAGAAGUUACUCUACCAGCAGCACUGAGGUGUCCCAAAAGGAUGAUGCAAAUGAGGAUGGUAUUGAAGAAAAACCCAAAGCCAAGAGUGUGUCUUUCAAUGUAGCCAACAAAAAAAAAGAUUUCAAUGUAUCUGCUCUAAUUAAAACUAUGUCUGGGAUUGACGUGGUGGAUGAGAAGCCAAAAAGCAACGGGAUCAGUAAGCGCUCCUUCAUCCGCAACGGCAACAGAGUUCAGAGACUCUCCAGUGCCAAGAAGGAGUCCUUUAAGAGGCUGGGGCUACUAUUCUCCAAGAUGAACGGACACGUACCCGAAACAAACUCGGAGCCCAUGUACACGAUUUCAGAUGGAGUUAUUCAGCCACACUACAUGUGGCAAGACAUUAAAUACUCUCAGAUCAAUAGAGAGAGAGAAGAGAAUUGCUCCAAAAGCGAAAUUAACCUCAAUGAGGUGGACUACAGUGGGAACACGAGACUCAUGGGCCAGAGCAAGGAGUGCCCUGGGGUUUGUACCAGCUCCCUUCACUGUGCUUCCAGUAUUUGUUCCUCUAACUCCAAACUUUUAGACUCCUCGGAAGAUGUAUUUGAUUCAUGGGGAGAUGCUUGUGACUUGUUUAUAAACAAGUGGAAAGACGGGCAGGAAGACCAUGUUACAACACGGUUAUAAGUAAAGCUAUCUAACACCUGCUAGAAAACUUAGCUAGUUAUUUGUAACGGUUUGCUAUCACCCGGAUCAGCGGUACCAUUUCCAUUCUGUCCAUAGGA
Messenger RNA from Tinamus guttatus (white-throated tinamou), 3085 nucleotides. It is a transcript of the gene TRPC5, whose product is annotated as transient receptor potential cation channel subfamily C member 5. Gene Ontology annotation, molecular function: protein binding; inositol 1,4,5 trisphosphate binding; store-operated calcium channel activity. The record is from RefSeq and is a predicted model, not a curated record. NCBI's taxonomy places the organism in Eukaryota, Metazoa, Chordata, Aves, Tinamiformes, Tinamidae. Gene Ontology annotation, cellular component: cation channel complex; plasma membrane. Gene Ontology annotation, biological process: regulation of cytosolic calcium ion concentration; calcium ion transmembrane transport.